Molecule: messenger RNA, 1812 nt
Organism: Dictyostelium discoideum AX4
Lineage: Eukaryota; Evosea; Eumycetozoa; Dictyosteliales; Dictyosteliaceae
Exons: 1
Coding region: 1-1812 (603 amino acids)
Source: RefSeq, a predicted model, not a curated record
AUGGAUACAAAUAUUAUUAAUCAUUAUGAUAUUAUUAUAAUUGGUGGUGGUAUAGCAGGAUUAUCAGCAACUAGACAUUUAUUAUUAAAAAUGCCAGAAUUAUCUGGUAGGAUUGCAGUGAUAGAACCAAGAUCAGAGAGAAGAGAUAAUUUAGAUGAAGAUUAUAAAGUUGGAGAAUCAACAGUUGAAGUUAGUGCAAUGUUUUUCGCCAAAGAAUUAGAGUUACAAGAUUAUUUAAUAGAGAAUCAUCCACCAAAAUUUUCAUUACAAUUUCAUUGGCCAAGAGAAUUAUCAAAGACUGAUACCAUUGAAGACUACUAUAGUACAUGGGCAGUAAAGAAUCCAGAUAUCCAAGCUUUUCAAUUGAACCGUUGCAAGAUUGAGCGUGAUCUAUUGAAAAUGGUAAUUGCCCAAGGCGCAGUCUACUACCAUGGUAGAGUUAGAAAUGUUGAUAAUUUAGAUAACGAUGAUAUGAAAUCAAUCGAUGUUGAAAUUCUAAGUGAAGUUGAAUCUGGUGCCGAUUUCAAAUUACAGCAAUCAAUUGAACGUAUAACAUUGACAACUGAUUAUAUUGUGGAUGCAAGUGGUAGAAACUUUACUGUUGGAUCUCGUACCGAUAACAUUUUAAAGGAUCCAAAGCAUUUAUUUGGUCUGGAUAAUGCAAGCACUUGGGUGAGAGUGAAAAACACAGAGAGAAGUUUAUUCGAUUUCAAAAGUCAAGAUGUGACAUGCUCUUGGACCUACGAUACCAAUCAUUUCUUUGGUCCAGGCUAUUGGAUUUGGAUGAUCCCCUUGGAAAGAGGCUCUCGUGAUUACAGUAUUGGUGUUUCAUAUCAUCGUGAUAAAAUUCAACCUUCUCAAUUAAAUUCAUUGGAUAAAUUCAUGUCAUUCCUUGAAAAGAAUCAAAAACUACUCUAUAAUCUAAUUAAAAGUGGUGAAAUUGUUGACUUUCAUCGUUGGCCAAAACUUGCACAUACAAGUAAAACCUUUUUCUCUAAAAAUAAUUGGUGUGUAAUUGGUGAUGCUGCUGCAAUUUUCGAUCCUUUCUAUUCAACUGGUAUGGUAAUGAUUGCUAUGGAGAUCGAGUGUCUUACUGAAAUGUUAAAGUUUAAACUUUCAAAUGCUGCCAAUGACUAUCAUAGACGUGUUGAAGCAUUCGAUAAAUUAAUUAGAUGUGUAACACAAAUUAAUAAUCAUUUAAUCAAAGAUCAUUCAAAUCAUUUAGGUAAUGCUUCAAUUAUGAGUUGGAGAAUUUAUUUUGAAUCUUCAACUUAUUUCUCCAUAUUAUUGCCUGCUUACAUUGGUAAAUAUCAUCUUUGUCCAAUUUUCUCGGAUCAUUUCACUACUGAUCAUGAAAAUGGUUUAGCAUUACGUAAUCAAUUAUUGGCAACUUUGGAUUAUGCUAAUGAAAACUCUAUAAACAUUGGAUUCAUGGAUAAUCAUAGAGGUGGUCAAUUAUUGGGUGAUUGGAGUCCAACUUCAUCUUGGGACUAUGAUCAUGCUCUCUCACUUGCAAAGUAUGGUCAUAAAAGAUUAAAUUUACCAAAAUGUUUAUCUUGGUCCAAUUUUUAUCUAUCUCUAAUCAUUUGUAAACUAUAUUAUCGUGUCUAUGGUAUUGGUGCAUUAUGGAAUUCAUCUUUCUUCAAAUCUUUAUCAAAUACAACCUAUAGAUUCUCUAAAUUUUAUUUCCUUUCUAAAUUACAUUCUUUUAAUAUGAUUGGUACUCCAAAUAAUGAUUAUUAUGAUAAAAUUCAAAAAGAUUUUAAAUCUUAUAACUAUAAUCAAAAUAAUAUUGUUGAUUGGAAGUAUUAA